CUAAGCCAAGGUCACUCUUUAAUACCGGGCAGUAGCCCUGAGCUAGGCGUCGCGCUGCCUGGUGACGGCGGUCGCGACAGCGAGAGGGGGCACGAGUGGCGCCCCGUGGCUGGCCGAACGCGUACCUGCCCGGCAGGCGCCUGCGGCCGGGCCCGGAGCGAGGCAGGGCGGCGUCCCCGGCGCCAAGGAGGGGCCGCACGGCGCGGGCGGGGGGAUUCGCGGUGGGCGCGGGCGCGGCGCGGCUGCAAAGGCUGGAGGCGCUGCGGCGCGAGUGCGUCACGCCGGCGGAGGGCACGGUGGGCUGCGGCCGACCCGCAACCAGGAACCCGGCGUCCAGGACGAGGGGGAGGCGGCCGCACGCGCCAGGCAGCCGCGAACGGCGCCGCCGGGGACAGGCCGGAGGUCGCCAGCCCGCAGCCGCCGGCUCCAUUCAUUCGCGCGGCUCCGCCUCCUUUCCCGAGCUUCGUCUGCUCACGGGGCGCGUCCGAGAGAAUGGCGUUCCCUGUGGAUAUGCUGGAUAAUUGCAGUCAUGAGGAACUGGAAACUGCUGCUGAAGAUUACAUGUCAGAUUUAAGGUGUGGGGAUCCUGAAAAUCCAGAGAGCUUUUCUCUUCUCAAUGUUACGAUUCCUAUUAGCCUGUCAAAUGUAGGCUUCGUGCCUCUUUAUGGUGGAGAUCAAACUCAGAAAAUUCUUGCUCUCUUUGCUCCUGAGGAGUUCACUCACAG
Oryctolagus cuniculus (rabbit) is the source of this 725-nucleotide messenger RNA. The record is from RefSeq and is a predicted model, not a curated record. Lineage: Eukaryota; Metazoa; Chordata; Mammalia; Lagomorpha; Leporidae.